Messenger RNA from Schistosoma turkestanicum, 1320 nucleotides. Lineage: Eukaryota; Metazoa; Platyhelminthes; Trematoda; Strigeidida; Schistosomatidae. The record is from the annotation of a GenBank genome assembly.
AUGAUUACAGAACUAAGUGCUGAUAACGACUGUAUGCCUCUGAAUAUUGAAAGCCUAUGCACUAGAUGCUUGAAGAACGGCACAACGCUUCUUAUGUUAACAAGAAUUGCAUAUUUUAAAGAUGUUAUCAUCUCAUCCUUCAGUUGUCCCCAUUGUGGUUAUGAGAAUCGAUCUCUUACCCCAGCUGCGCAAGUUCAAGAUAAAGGGCAACGCAUAACACUCAAAGUUAAUAGCGUGAAAGAUUUAAACAGACGUGUUGUUAUACCAGCAGGUUCAACAGUUAGUAUUCCUGAAUACGAUUCCUCAUUUCCUUUUUCUGAUGGAGCUGUAUCAACGGUCGAAGGAAUUGUUACAAUAUUCAUGGAUAAUUUGAAUAGUUUACAACCAGAAAGAAAGAAAAAUCAACCUGAUUUGGCUUUAAAAAUUGAAAACUUCAUUGAUCAGUUACGUACUCUGUUAAAGGUGGAGAAGCGAUUCUCAUUUGUUAUAGAUGAUCCAUCAGGAAAUGGAUUCAUUGAAAACUACUUAGCUCCAGAUGAUGAUCCGCAAAUUGUAAUUGAGACAUAUGAACGCACUCCAGAUCAAAACGAAUUACUUGGUCUUCAACCAACUGAACAACUAAAUGAUGCAUCUGAUACUAAAACUAUCGAAAAAGAGCCAAAUAACGUAGCCCCGGAAAUCGAAAAGGAUGAAGUGUUGUCUUUGAAUGUCAAUUGUCCAUCGUGCAAUGCUGUUACUGACAACAAAAUGAAAGUUGUUGAUAUUCCUCAUUUUAAAGAGGUAAUACUGAUGGCAAUCAACUGCCCAGUCUGUGGUUAUAGGGAUUGUGAAGUUCGAUCCGGUGGUGGAGUUUCGCCAAAAGGCAGACAUUACAAAUUACGAAUUACAAAUAUAUGCGACUUAUCACGGGAUAUACUGGUGUCAGAAACUGCAGCUGUUAAACUGCCUGAACUGGAUUUCGAGUCUGUGGGUGGUACUCUUGGUGGAAGAUUUACGACAAUAGAAGGCCUUUUAGUAGCUAUAACUAAACAAUUAAUCAGUACUAAUCCUUUUGUUAUUGGAGACAGUACUUCUUCUGAAGAGACAACAAGUAGAUUGAGAUCAAUCAUUAAUGACAUAAACGAGAUUGCAUCUGGCAAAAGACUCAACGUAUUAUUUGAACUAAAUGAUCCUGCUGGGAAUAGUUACAUUCAGAAUUUGUACGCACCUGAUCCUGAUCCAGAAUUGGAAAUGGUUGAAUAUGAACGAAGUGAAGAAGAAAAUGAGCAUUUAGGUUUGACAGAUAUGAAAACUGAGGGAUAUGAAACAACUGACACUUAA